Messenger RNA from Penicillium macrosclerotiorum, 1233 nucleotides. Its product is annotated as F-box protein. NCBI's taxonomy places the organism in Eukaryota, Fungi, Ascomycota, Eurotiomycetes, Eurotiales, Aspergillaceae. Gene Ontology annotation, molecular function: protein binding. The coding region runs from base 1 to 1233 and encodes 410 amino acids. The transcript is spliced from 3 exons. The record is from RefSeq and is a predicted model, not a curated record.
AUGACCGGCUUCUCCAAACUACUGCCAGCCGUGCUCAAAUUUCGAGCAGCAAUCAACCGAAGAAAGCGCGACGUCCCCGAUUCCUCGUCGUGGCUAGAUCUUGACAACCAUGCUGAUCCCCCCCUCGUUCCAUCUCCCUGGCCCGUGCCAGUCGAGAUCCAAAUCAAAAUCUUUGGGUACUGCGGCACCGCCGACUUCUUGUCGCUCAAGCUAGCUUGCAAAGCUUUCAACGACAUCCUGAAUUCAAACGAACAUGAAGUGGUUCGUCAAUUCCUUCGCCAGCGCCGUCACGGUACCCUCCCUUCUCCCAUCGACAACGAACGAAUCUAUACCCGAAACCCGGAAGACGAUGAGGUGCUUCUGUCAGACUUGUUCCCACCAUCCAAAAGCGCCAGGGGAGGGCACCUUUACACCUUUAGAUACUUGUACACUCUGCGCCAGAGGCAGAAACAAUGCUCCAGGCUCUCCUACUAUCUCGCCGAUCGGAUUAUGGAGCGGUUUGUCCAGACUGAGGACAUCUUCCUCCGAACCUCAUUUCCCACGAAGAGAGCCGACCGGACUGCUCUCGUGAAACGCGGCAAAGGCAGUAUAUGGUUCCAUCUUGCGCCGCUCAUGUAUUAUAUCCUCUACUUCCUCGAAUCAUACGCUUCAGCCAGGCGGGAGCAUUUGAAUAUGCUCUUCCGGGAUCACGAGGCCGGCCGCCUCUCCGUUCCUAUUCCGCUAGAAGUGCGCCAAAGCAUGUACCGUGAGCUCCAGAUCCGAAUCCUCCAACAACCCCCUUUUACCAACACGAUGGCACUGGUUGCCACCCACCACUGCAUGCAUCUUCUCGUCUCCUACAUCCGGUACACAAUGGCCCCGGAAUCUGAAAUAGACGAUUCCUGGAUCAGCUCUCUCCUAACCGUCUCGCCAUUCGGGCGGAUCGUCGAGUUCUUCUCUGCCGAAAUUGGGGAUGGGGGUGAUCAGCGGAGGCAGCGGAAGGAUUUCAUGAAUAAUUUCUACCGGGAUACCAAAGCGCAUGAGAAGAAUCAGAUGAACUCUGUUAUCUUUGGGCGCGCUUUGGACCGGAGUAUGCAUAGCUCUGUGCGCGAUCUCUGGUUUGAUGCUGCCACUAUAGAAUUGAAUGCUCGACGGGCAAUGCCUCAUGAUUCAGAGGGUGUCUGGCGCUGGGGUGGUAUUCCUAUUUUGUUUGGAUGUCCGGAUUGUUAUUCUGUUGAAGGAUGGCGGGCAUGA